Sinocyclocheilus anshuiensis is the source of this 3007-nucleotide messenger RNA. RefSeq names its product rhotekin a (gene rtkna). The transcript is spliced from 12 exons. Gene Ontology annotation, biological process: septin ring organization; actomyosin contractile ring assembly; mitotic cytokinesis. Lineage: Eukaryota; Metazoa; Chordata; Actinopteri; Cypriniformes; Cyprinidae. Gene Ontology annotation, cellular component: actomyosin contractile ring. Bases 565 to 2472 code for a protein of 635 amino acids. The record is from RefSeq and is a predicted model, not a curated record.
UAUUGUUAGAGAGGUGAUGUAAUUCACGGUGGACUUGAAGCGGACGCGGACGGAAGAUGGUUAUGAGGAGAAAGACAGAGAUUACUGUAGUCCAGCGGCGCCUAGACUGACACCUUUGUUUUGAUCGCGCAAGCAAACUUCCACGAGGGCGCGCGGGAUGUAUUUGUAUCUUUUGUUUAUAUGCGUUCUAGGAAAAUCUGCAGUUCGAUAAACCUCCCGGGCCGCGACUGUAAACCUACAGAAGCCAGCAGCACCGUCGCCCCCUCUCCAGCCCCACUGGUUGGCUCUCCCUCACCGCACUCCGUGUUGACCUCAUCUGGACUAGAGGGAGGGAGAGAGAGAGAGAGCGCGCGCGCGGCUUGCGAUGACAGCUGAGAGAUGAGCAUGGCCAGAUGACCGUGUCAAACACCGACGGUCCCGGGCAGGCGCUCUUACUAAUGCUGUGACACAGUCACGUACUGUUUAUUGCGGAGGAAUGGACAUUUGAUCACUUCAGAGUUCCCGUGAAUGGGCUGAUUUCGGAGUAAUUUCGGAGUUCCAGCUUCUUCGAGCGACUCUUCAAACAUGAAUAAUACGAAGAAUCAGCGAGACAGUGACAUCCAGAAGAAGAUCGACUAUGAGAUCCGAAUGCGUGAGGGUGCGUGUAAGCUGCUGGCCGCAUGUUCUCAGAGGGACCAAGCGCUGGAGGCCUCCAAGAGUCUCCUCACCUGCAACGCCCGCAUCAUGGCCUACAUGUCAGAGCUGCAGCGCAUGAAGGAGGCACAAGUCAUGCAGCGGGUCGCACGCAGGUCUUCUGAUGCAGGUCCAAUGGAUGACCGAUCCCCAUGUAAGGGCAAAGUAGCCAUUUCAGAUCUACGGAUACCUCUAAUGUGGAAAGACACAGAGUAUUUUAAGAAUAAAGGAGAGCUGCACCGGUGCGCUGUGUUCUGCCUGCUGCAGUUGGGUGGUGAGAUCUUUGACACAGACAUGGUGAUGGUGGACAGGACACUGACAGACAUCUGCUUUGACAACACAAUUGUCUUUAAUGAAGCCAGUCCAGGGUUCGAGCUGCGGGUGGAGCUGUAUAGCUGUUGUUCAGAGGAGGACUACUCAGCAGGCAGCACACCGCGGAAGCUGGCCAUCAAGCUGAGCUCAUCUCUGGGAAGGUCAGCAGGAAAGAAAAUGAGGGCGGCAUUGGAGCCCGGAGCCAGCAGCCCCACUAGCAAUGGAGGAGGAGCGGCAAUCCUGCUGCCUGUGCCCUCUGUACCGGGGCCCAAAUAUCAUCUUUUGGCUCACACAACCCUCAAUCUCUCUCACAUCCAGGACGGCUUCCGCACACAUGACCUCACAAUCACUGGAAAUGAGGAGUGUUCGUACUGGCUGCCUCUGUAUGGCGGUGUGUGUUGUCGUCUGGCCGCUCAGCCUCACUGUAUGACACAGCAGAUGAUGAGUGGUUGUCUGAGGGUAAAGCUUGGAGGUGAGCCACAAGGAUGGACAAAUGUCUAUGGUGUUUUAAAAGGAACAAAUCUCUUCUGUUAUCAUCAAAAAGAGGACAUGGGGGCCAAUGUGGAGCCUGUUUUAACGAUUGGGAUUAACAAAGAGACGAGAAUACGGGCCGCAGAGAAGGAUCCUCACAGCAAGGCACAGAAUAUCUGUAUCACUAACCAGUAUGGAGGAGAGGAGGUGAUGCACACACUAGCAGCAGACAGCAGAGAGGACACACAGCGCUGGAUGGAGGCCUUCUGGCAGCAGUUCUAUGAUAUGAGCCAGUGGAGGCAGUGCUGUGACGACCUGAUGAAGAUUGAGCUGCCUUCGCCACGCAAACCUGCCAUAUUCACCCCGAAGCAGGGCUCCCUGUACCAUGAGAUGGUUAUUGAUACAUCUGAUGACAUUGGAACAGUCACUGACAUCCUGGCUCGUCGUAUUGAAGAGUUUGAGCUGAGGGCCCAGCUCGGAUCUCCGCCUCACUGGAUGUCCUUGUUUGAUGAAGAUCCCCCGAGAUCCCCUCACAGCCAUCAGCACCUUCCGCCCCACUCACCCAGUCCUCGCCUGCACAGUCGCCAGCCCCGCAGCCCACGCUGCCACCGCACACCCGGCCUUCUCUCCUCCAACGCCAGCCUGACCUCAGACAGCGACAGUCCCGCCAGUGUCAGCCCCUGCUUCCGCCAGGCAUGGUCCUCGGACACCUCUUCCACCUCGGGUCGCUUCCGCCCCCGUACCCUCUCCCUGGAUGCCAAGCUCUCCACUCUGCGCGCUCGGGGCUAUGGUGGCUUCCAGUGCAACUGCCAGCCACCCACCGCCGGCUCUGGGUCUCCUCGCCCCACUCAGACUGCUCUGUCCUGCUCUAGUUCCACUUCCAGCAGCAGCUCCAGUGAGGGAAGCAACAGUCAAGAGUCAGACCUGGGCUUUUCUAGACCGCCCGGCGCACGCCACAGCUUGAGGAAUGUGAGAGCUAAGCUAGACCCCAGGAACUGGCUGCAGAGUCAGGUGUAGCUGUUACACUUCCUCUGGUUACUGUCAGAGCCAUCACAACUUCCUGUGUCUCCCUGGAAAAAACUGGAAUACCUGAGGUCAUGUGUGCUCAAUGUCCGUCAUUGCAUUUUCUUUACAUAAUAAUGGAGAGCAACAUAAAAAAUAACAAUUUUCUUCUGCCUUUUAAAGGAGCCUCCACAGUGGGAAUCCAAUACUAUUAGUUAUAUAAUACACUACUAAUAUAUAUAGCAGUACACAUUGUCUCUUCAUGAAAAGCUCAUUAUUUUGGAUCUUUUGAGAGCGUAGUUGUUUUAUGUGAGACCGAUUUUUACAGUGUUUUUAGACUGGAUUGAAGCAGUAGCUUUCUGGCCAGUCAUUGUGUCUGUGUGCACUGUUUUAGAUAUAUGGUUUAGAAAGUGCUGUCAGGGUCAAGUCUGCUGAGUAUUCAUCAUUACGCACAUUAAGCCUGGCAAAUACACUACCGUUUGGGGUCAGUGAGAUUUUUAAAUGUUUCUGAGAAUUUUUUAAAGUCUCGUAUACUCAACAAGGCUGCAUU